Messenger RNA from Solea solea (common sole), 1987 nucleotides. RefSeq names its product ATPase Na+/K+ transporting subunit beta 4 (gene atp1b4). The record is from RefSeq and is a predicted model, not a curated record. Gene Ontology annotation, cellular component: sodium:potassium-exchanging ATPase complex; nuclear inner membrane. The transcript is spliced from 9 exons. Gene Ontology annotation, biological process: potassium ion transport; sodium ion transport; regulation of DNA-templated transcription. The coding region runs from base 211 to 1239 and encodes 342 amino acids. Lineage: Eukaryota; Metazoa; Chordata; Actinopteri; Pleuronectiformes; Soleidae.
UUCUCUGUCCACCACUUCAUUCACUAACAUGCGCGCCUGGUUGCCGGAGGUUCUGCACACCCGCUCCCCUCUGCUUGACUAAAACUUUCUAAUGAAAUCCCCAAACACUUUCUGACAAAACACAUUUUUGUCCUCUAAGGGUCCAGAGAGAGAGAGAGAUUUUUUUCAGCGCCUUAAUCAGCGUGUUUAUUGGAAAGCAAACCUCAGAAGAUGGAGCCCAGUUCCACAGAGGGAGGAGCUGAAGAGACGCUCCCUAAAAAUCAUCCACCGCGUCCGCCUCACAAAGUGAUACUCAAACAUGGCCAAGAGCUGGAGGAAGAGCAGGAGGAGUUGGCCGAGCACCAGCCGCUAGAGCAGGAGGACCUGAACUUUGAGAGAUGGAAGCGCAGGCCGUUACCCAGGAGGACGCUCCACCAGAAAAUAGCCGACUUAAAGACAUACCUGUGGAAUGCAGAGACCCACGAAUUCAUGGGUCGCUCUGGAAAGAGCUGGAGCCUCAUCCUUCUCUUCUACGCUGCACUUUAUCUGUUUCUCGCAGCCAUGUUUGGCGGCUGUAUGUUUUGCCUCAUGUGGUCCAUUAGUCCCUACCAUCCAACCUACAACGAUAGAGUGAUGCCACCAGGUAUGACGAUGGCCCCACAUCUACAAGGCCACGACAUCGCCUUUAACGCCUCUGAUCGCAAAUCCUGGAAGAAGUACGCCAGGUCAAUGGAUGAAUAUCUGCGACCGUAUAAUGAUGCCGCUCAGGAGAGGAAGAAUAUGCGCUGCACAGAUGCAGGAUACUUCAUGCAGGACAACUUGGAGGAGAGCGCAGAGCGGAAAGCGUGUCAGUUUAAGAGGUCCUGGUUGGGGGACUGUUCCGGUCUGCAGGACCCCCACUAUGGCUAUUCUCAGGGAAGGCCAUGCGUUCUCCUUCGAAUGAACCGGAUUCUCGGUUACUUACCCGGUGAUGGUAAACCAGUAAAUGUGACUUGUGGAGUGAAGAAAGGACCAGCAGAAGCCUUGGGAGAAGUCCAGUUUUUUCCGAAGAGCAUUUUUGACCUGAAGUACUACCCUUACUACGGGAAGCUCAGACAUGGAAACUACUCUGCACCAGUGGUGGCUGUGCGUUUUGCAAGCGUGCAGUACGACAGCCACAUCCAGGUGCAGUGCAAACUGAACGGAAAGGGCAUCAUUAAUGACUCACCCACUGACCGCUACCUGGGCAGCGUGACCUUCUCCAUGGAGGUCGGCGCUUAAGGCAGAGAUGUGUGCUCUUUGUGACAAUGAGGCUUGAACAUGUACAAUGAAAAACAACAACACUGUCUGUUUUUAAUGAAAUAUGUAAUUACCCUCUUCUCAUCUUUCACCUAAAUAUCCAUGUCUCCUGCUGUGAAAAUUCCCUGAGAGUUGGAAAUGUACUCCUUUUCUUGUGUUUCUGUCACCGAGUGUGCUACUGGCACCUGCACCCACAGCAAACUGAGUGCUGAGCAUAGAGUGAGUUUAAGUUCACUGUCUGAUGUUUUUGUAAUGAUUAGCAAGAUUAAUCGCACUAAAUUACAAUCUGCCCAAUAGUUAGCGUUUCUGGCUAUGCAAAUCCAAUUAUAACUGAAAAACUUAACAGGUCGAUUAGGUGUAUUUUUUUUUUGUCUGGUUAGAUUAUGGUUUUUGUGAGGCACAUUUAUUUUCUGUGACAAUGUGUACUAAUUUGUUUUGCCUUAUAUUUUUUUCUUUUUCUUUUUCGAAAACAUGUAUAUUGUAAGAAUUCAAAGAUGUAUCAUGCAAACACUGACGCAGGACUUGUACUGUACUUACACAGUAAAAAAAAAAGAAGACAUAAUGACUGCAAAUACACUGUUAUAUUAGUAUAUUUUGCUUGAAUAGAGCAGAAUUAUACACUCAUGAUAAAUCCACCUCUUGCCUUCUUUUGUAAAAAAAAAUAUAUUUGCUUUUGAAAAUGGAAUACUAUACAAGACUGAUCAAUAAAGAGACAUACUGUACUGUGAAA